Molecule: messenger RNA, 2718 nt
Organism: Funneliformis caledonium
Lineage: Eukaryota; Fungi; Glomeromycota; Glomeromycetes; Glomerales; Glomeraceae
Source: the annotation of a GenBank genome assembly
AUGUCCCAAAAUAAUAGUGAAUCGCACCGAUUAAGCGGUGGAGGAGAUAUAAGAAGUGGAAGUCCUACUAAUAAUAACUUGUUAGGCGACGGUUCAAUAAAUCACAAUCAACCAUCAGCUAUUUUAAUGGGUUCCUCACCAACAAACACCAAUACCACUAACGCAACAACCGGAGGAAAUCAUCGUCCGUCGCAUAGAUUAACGAGACGUAAAUCGCAGGCACCAUCAAGCGAAGAUGCAAUAAACACAACACAUCCUUUUGGUUUUUCGUUAUGGAAACCAGCGUUAUAUAAAAAAUCGCGAUCAGUAACACGAAAUGCAAACUCAGCACUUCAUUCUACCCCUUCAUCAGAUUUGUAUCCAUACCCGGGAAAUAUUUUAUGGACGAUAAGUUGUGGCUGGUUGUUAGCAUUAAUAUCUUUUAUAAUAUCUAUCUUCCUUCUCUUUACACCAGGAGGAGGGUAUAAAUAUGCGAGGGUGUUAAGGGAAUUAAGUUAUUAUAUAUUUUGGCCUUUUGGUAAAUAUGUUGAAAGAUCGGAAGUUGAAGAUGAAGAAUGGUUUGCAGCUGAUGAAGAUUUGAGAAGAAGACAAAGACAACAACAAGAACGAGUAGGAAAUAUGAAUCAUAAUGAUUUUUUUAUGGCAAGGGAUACUUCUAUGAUCAUUACUGGCAUAGAAAGGGAAAGUGCUACUGGAGGUAGUGAAGUCACGGGAGGAUAUACCACAGAUGAAGACAUUAAUAGUGAGAGAAGGCCUUUAUUAGGGCGUACUAAUAGUUACGAAAGGAAUAGGAAGAAUAACAUAACGAUGAGAAAUUUAAAAAAGUUCAACUUAUUUAAAACGAUAAGGGAAAUCGGAUUCGCUGGGGUAGUCUAUUACUUUUGGUUCUUCCUAAUCAUUGCUCCCAUGUUUUUAUUAAUAUCUGCUUUAUGUUGGUUAUGUGUAUUUUCUAUUCCAAUGGCAAAAUUAACAUUUGUAUUAAGUAGACAUUUACGUAAAUACCCAUUAUCAUUACAUUUUAAACCGGGGUCCUCAUUAUCGUUACUUACCAACCAACGUUCGCUCAUUUUAUUAUGUACAUAUAAAGCAUUCGGAAUACAAUAUUUUAAAUAUACAUAUGAUGGAAUCAAUAUAUUAUUUAUAAAUUUAAUGCCAUUAGUAUUCUUUGUUAUCAUAGAUUAUUGUUUCCUAACUAAAAUAUUUGAAGAUUACUUUUUUACCUCACAAAAGUUUCUCUUUACAUUGUCACUGGUAUCAGUUAUACCUUUAAGUUAUUUCAUUGGUAUGGCGGUGGCUUCAAUUUCGGCUCAAUCUUCCGCGGGAUUAGGAGCUGUUAUCAACGCUACUUUUGGUAGUAUCGUUGAAAUCAUCUUGUAUGCGAUUACUUUAGUUGAAGGUAAAGGUAAAGUGGCUGAAGGCAGUAUAAUUGGUAGUUUAAUGGCCGGUGUAUUAUUAAUGCCCGGCGUUAGUAUGAUUAGUAGUGGAUUUAAACGUAAAGAACAGAAGUUCAACGCAAAAUCUGCUGGAGUUACAUCUACUAUGCUUAUUAUGGCUAUUAUUGGCGCUCUCACUCCAACUUUAUUCUUUCAGACUUACGCUCCAUAUGAGAUGACUUGUGUUCCAUGUAAAGGAUAUACACAAUUAACGGAUGAAUGUCAACUUUGUACUCACGUUCAAGUCGAUCCAACUUCUACUCCAUUAUACAAAGAACGCGUAAAACCGCUAAUGUUGUUUUGUUCCGUUAUCCUAGUAUUAUCAUACGUUAUCGGAUUAUGGUUUACGUUGAGAACACACGCCGCACUAGUAUGGCAAACGGGACAUCAUGCUAAUACAUUUGUAGACAAUUCAAACUCGAGAUCAACUUCAAUUUAUAAGAAAAUAGUUCCAGAAUAUAUUCUUCAACAAUUAUUACCACAUCCAAACCCACACGAUACACCUUCACAACAUCUGCAUCCAUCAAAUUCACAUUCUAAUACAUUGCAUCCAUCAUCGCAUAAUGCAUCUACUACCUCAACUUUACCGCAAAGACCAAACUCGGUUCCUGGUCCAAGUUCACAUCCAAUUGUUCAAAAUAACAUACAUAAUUUAGAUCAUCUAGCGACGUUAACAUCACAAGGUCAUUUCAUCCCCUCUAAUGCUUCGUUAAUUAGAUUUGCUCAUGAACCCGAAGAAGAAGAAGAACCUAGUGGUCAUGAUUCUCCUAAUUGGAGUAAAGUCAAAAGUGGAAUAGUAUUGUUAUCUUGUACCGCAUUAUAUUCUCUUAUAGCAGAAAUCUUGGUGGGGAAUGUUGGAGUUGUAUUGAAUAAUUUUACCGUCACCGAAAAGUUUUUAGGCUUAACUUUAUUUGCUUUAGUACCUAAUGUAACUGAAUUCGUUAAUGCCAUGUCUUUUGCUUUGUAUGGCAAUAUUGCUUUAAGUAUGGAAAUUGGUUCUGCUUACGCUUUACAAGUCUGUCUGUUACAAAUUCCUGCCAUGGUUGCCUUUUCUGCUUGGUAUAAUGCUGAUAGAUCUGACGAAGAGGAUAUUUCAAAUAAGACUUUUACAUUAGUAUUUCCUCGAUGGGAUGUAUUCUCGGUGGUAUUUUCGGUAUUUUUGUUAACUUAUACUUAUAUUGAAGGGAAAUCUAAUUAUUUUAAAGGAUCAAUUUUGAUCCUUUCGUAUGCAGUUUUGAUGGCCGGUUUUUUUUAUGCUCCUGAUAAUGGUGAUAAGAAUUACUAA